Messenger RNA from Aspergillus puulaauensis, 990 nucleotides. RefSeq lists its product as uncharacterized. Gene Ontology annotation, cellular component: intracellular anatomical structure. Lineage: Eukaryota; Fungi; Ascomycota; Eurotiomycetes; Eurotiales; Aspergillaceae. Gene Ontology annotation, biological process: carbohydrate metabolic process; pentose-phosphate shunt, non-oxidative branch. The transcript has 7 exons. Gene Ontology annotation, molecular function: transaldolase activity. The record is from RefSeq and is a predicted model, not a curated record. The coding region runs from base 1 to 990 and encodes 329 amino acids.
AUGGUUCCAUCUAACGUGAAUUUGCUGGAAUACCUUCGCUCCAAGACGCAAAUUGAUCUGGACACUUUUGACGUGACAGUCGUUGAGGAAUUCGGCAAAUGCGUCGACUGCACAUCAAACCAGUAUGAAUACUACACGGAGCUCGCGAAGCCAGCCAGAAAGGACAUCUUAGAGAAGACGCUGGAGCUGUCCUCGAAUCUCCAUGAAGACUUCCGUGAGGUGACAUUUGAAGAACUGGCAGUGGAAGUCUCAGCAGUCCUCCUGGGCCAUGAAAUGCUACCAGCCUUCACAGGGUGUCUCCACGUCAUGGCAAAUCCCAAUUACGCUUAUUCGAGACAGAAGGUCGUUGAGACUGCGAAAAGAAUCCACAGCAUAUUCGCCCUCAUCGAUCCGUUCUUCCCCACUGCUCGGAUCGUAAUCAAGGUCGCUGCAACCUGGGAAGGCCUCCAGGCAUGUCGAGAACUACGAGACUACGGCAUAAAGACGCUCGCGACAACAGUGUUUACUAUGGAGCAGGUUAUCUUAGCAGGAGAGGCUGGAUGCGUGUCGAUCUCGCCGUUCAUACACGAGCUGCGGAUCCUCCUUGAACCGGAGGACCCUCAUCCGCAACUCGGCCUCUGCGUUCAGGCUCAGGAGUACUACAAGCGAGAGUCUCUGCCGACCAAGGUCAAGGCCUGUGCGAAUGCCAGUCUCGAUGAGCUUGUACAGCUUGCUGGGGUUGACGCCCUUACGAUCGUACCGGGUGACCUAGAAGCGCUCAAGUCUACUUGUCGAGACACAAAAGAAGUAACUGGCAUGUCCCUGUUCAAGGCCGAUGGCUCCGCCCAAGAUGAGAUCCAGGUGUCUUAUAUCAAUGAUGAGGGUAAGUACCGUGCGGACUUUGGGCGGGCACAAGAUGGAAGAGCGCAGGGAAAGCUUGCUGAGACCAUUGAUAUCUUUCGUGACUUUCAAACCAAGGCUGAGGCUGUGAUCAGGAAUGCCAGGGCGUAA